AGAUCACAUGAGUGCAAAGUGCUCUCUCGCGCUCUGCCUCCCUCCUCUCUCGCUCGCAGUCUGCGAGCAAUUGAGUCCAAGCGAGGAGCGGCGAGUUCCCUGCCUUGAGCAGCCAAAUCUUGGCGAGACAAUCCCGGCCGGAGGGGGAAAGCGAGAGCGCACGGGGCGGCGAGGCAGGAGAGGAGCCCCCAGAUCCAGCCCGAAAGAGACGGGUCGGCCCCGCGCUCCCAGGCAGCCAAGCCCCCAGCCCGUCCCUCCGACCCGAAGGCAGCUUGGCCGGCAACUCCACGCUAGCUGUGUCCACAGGGUAGCUUGCCCUGCCUAGCCGUUACCACCUGACUGUGUUCUGAAGACAUCACAACCGAAGCGAGUAUUAAGGAAGAUAAGAAUGCAGCAGCAACAACAACAGCGCCGAAUGUUCACAGCCGCCCUCUUGGCGUUCAUUUUCAUUCUGGCAGCCAUGAGUACUACUGAGGCUGGCAAAAAAGAAAAACCAGAGAAGAAAGUGAAGAAGUCCGACUGUGGCGAGUGGCAGUGGAGCGUGUGUGUACCCACCAGUGGAGAUUGUGGCCUAGGGACCCGCGAGGGCACUCGCACUGGAGCUGAGUGUAAGCAAACUAUGAAGACCCAAAGGUGUAAGAUCCCCUGCAACUGGAAGAAGCAGUUUGGAGCGGAGUGUAAAUACCAGUUCCAGGCCUGGGGAGAAUGCGACCUGAAUACUGCCUUGAAGACUCGAACUGGGAACCUGAAGAGAGCCCUUCACAAUGCUGACUGCCAGAAAAUUGUCACCAUCUCAAAGCCCUGUGGGAAGCUUACCAAACCUAAACCUCAAGAACCCAAGAAGAAGAAAAAGGAAGGCAAGAAACAGGAGAAGAUGCUGGAUUAAUAGAAGCCAUGCUGGGCAGCAGGAGAAAGGGACAUCAGCAAACGUGAUCAGUUAACAGUUUCAUUUACAUCUAGGCAAUUUACCCUAAAAUUAUUUAUAGCUUAAUUGUACAAUAGGAGGAAAAACGCACACACACACACACACACACACACACUACCUUUUUUUAAAUGUUACUCUAGUAUUUUUUAAUGUAUAACCCUAACAACAUUUUAGAGGCCUGCAAUAAAGAACUGUAAUUUCAUUCAGAAAAUUAUUUCUACGGUAUAUUGAACAAUGUAGAGUAUUUUAAGGUAUUUUUCCCCUCAAGUCUUAUUUUAGAUGUCAAUCUGGAUAAGUUACUCCAUGCAGGCAGAACCGUGAGCCUGUGGAAGUCAGUGGGGCAGUGUGUGGGAGCAGGAGUCUGCCCACAUGCAGUAACGUGUAAGAUUCAGGCCUUGGGUCUGAAACAAACAGGACUUUUUUGGGGGUGGGGUGGGGAGGGGAAGUCUUGUCACAACUAGAGAAUUGUGUGGAAACUGUCUGGGAUGGGUGGGAAGGUUUAGUAUUUGCUGGCAAAAAGUAAGAGGGGGUGGGACAGUAAGUAUUCAGUUCAAAAUACUACUGUUUAAAAUCUCAUUGUUUCUACCACUGGCACUUUAUUGGCAACAAGAAUGGUGAAAUCCUCUCUAGAAAGCUGGGGUAGGCAAAGUCCUCAAUUUUCACAGUGUGGCACUUGGCUGAAAAAGUGCUUGUCAUCGUGAAAUAGGGUGACCAGAUGUCCCGAUUUUAUAGGGACAGUCCAGAUAUUUGGGGCUUUUUCUUACAUAGGUGCCUAUUACCCCCCACCCUCUGUCCCAAUUUUUCACACUUGCUAUGUGGUCACCCUAUCGUGAAACAACAUCAAAACUCUCCUUUUGUUUUCAUGAAAAAUUCAAAGUAACAGAGAAAAAUGUUUCCCUCUCUUUACCUGAAAUCCUGCAAAAAUACCUUCAACCCUCUCUUCCCCAGCAGGGGAAUAUCCUUUUCAUGCAGUCUUGUUGGAAGCAUUGGGUUUUUGCCUUACCCAUCUCCCAGUGGUGUCAGUGCGAGCCUUCCUAUUGAUUUUAAUUGGAACUGGUUGAGAAAUAGUAUUUUCAGCAGAAAAAAUUGAAAUACAUGAUUUUUUUUAAAUGGUCAUGGAAUUUUUCAGGUUUUUCCAGAAAACAAAAAUGGAAAAAAAUUGUUUUUUUGAAACAAAAAACAUUUUUUUUCAUUCACCCGCUUCCUCUCCCCUUUUCUUUUAUCCCAUUAGAAAAAAGGGAAAGUGAAAACCAAGAAAGGUUUUGUUUUUUGUUAAAACUUGGAAAAUUUCAAUCAAAAUAAAUUUUUUCUGUGAAAAAUUUCAUUUAAAAAGUAUUUUGUGGAGGGAAAAUGUUGAUUGAAAAAAAAAUUGACCAGCCCUAAUUUUAAUAGAUAUUGGAUCUGUCCUUUUCUUGAGGGUACAGGAGGGCUGAUCAUUUCUUAUUUUAGCCCACUAUUUCAAUUGACUGUGAGGCUCAGGGAAAAGGCAUCUGUUAUAUGAGUGAAAGUGCUACCCAGCUGGCUCCUGGAAAGUCCCAUAACAGGGCUACACUGGGGAGAAGCCUGGUUUUUCAGUCAAGACAACAUUUAGGAGUUUAAGGAAUUUCAGUGCCCAAAUGCCACUCGAUUUGCAUUUGAAAAUCCCAACCUUCUAGUACAAGGGAUAGGAUUUGGCUGCAUAGGAAAGCAGGAAUUUUUGCAGGGAAGUCCUAUGGCCUGUGUUACGCAGGUCAGACUAGAUUAUCACAAUGGUCCCCUUUCAACUUAAAAUAUAUGAAUCAAUGAGAACCUGCCGACAUUAGUGGUUUUGCACUUGGUGUAGGGGGAGUCCAUCUGAACAGAUCACGCUACAGGAUUGGGGCAUGGCUUGUAGAAAUGGUGGAGCUUCCUUUCCUCACACUAACACACUAAAAUCCCACCACCACCGUAUCAAAUAAACUCCAGGCACAUACUCUUUGUGCUCUCCCUGGUUCUGGAAUGGAAAGGAUGCUUUAGGCUAUGUCUUGCAAGGCAGAAGUUCUCAAACUGCUCUCCGGAGCUCUCCUUCACCCCCUGCAUCCUGUAACAGUGUGAGACACAAGCAGUUGCUGGAAAGGAAGGUGGUUCCAGGAGGGAAGAGUUUCUUUCACUCAAAGGCUUGCCAACACACAGACGUGCACAGCUUACUAAGGCUUGGUUUACACUUAACACUUAUGCAAGCAUAAGUAUGUUGGCCAGGAGUGUGAAAAACACAUACUCCUGGUUGGACAUAGCUAUGCCUACCACACCCCCAGUAUAGAUGCAGCUAUGCCAACACAAGAGUGCUUCUGUGAGCAUAGCUACUGUUAUAUGGGGAGGUAGGGUUCUUAUGUCGAUGGAGUUCUCUUGGUCUACAAUGGGGGGGCUAUGCCCAUGUAGCUAUGUUGGCAUAGGCUUUGUAGUGGAGACAUAGCCGAAAGAUGUGAUGUUGCCCCAAUGUAGUGAAACUGGUGCAGCUUUGCAUGUGGACGCUCUUAAAACAUUGUAAACCUGGCUUACCUUGGUGUAGCUUGCCUCUAUUAAAUGAGGAGCUGUCAGGAGUUGAUAAUGCUGCAGACAGAUGGCCUCAUUCUCCUCUGAUAUAUACUGGGCUAAAAGUUUUAUAAAGAGGACUACUCUCCCCUUCCACCUGUAAGGGGUUAGAAGUGGAUGUAAGUGGCCCCGCUUCAGGAAUGGUUUCCGUCUUCAUUUGCUACAGCUAUAAUAUGGCGCUGAGGGAAUGAUAAGUAUCCCUAAAAUAACAUGACCUCCUAGGGACACUCAAAACCAGUAGAGAGAGAUGAAAUGCCAUGCUUUGGCUUGAGAUGCAUCUGAGUGCGAACCCUGGAUUCAAACACCUGCAAAUUUGGGGACGUUGGGAUCUAGAUUCAGAUCCACAUUUUGUGGCUUGGGAUGCUGCCUAGUUUUAACAUUGCUCCUGACAGAAACACCCCAUGCUGAAAUGGAGGUCCCUGUUUGUAACACUAACACUGUGUCACCCAGCAAUCAGGAUCAUCUAAUGAUGUUGUGCCAUUCUUUCCAGAUCUACUUUUCAGGGGAGAGGGAUGUUGCAAUUUUGAGAACCAUAAAAAUCAGCAAUCGGAAGCAGCAGCUUGCUUGGGCUCCUGGUUCAGAAUAGCUAGGUGCCAACUCAGAAAUCAUUCUAUUAACACCACUUGUGUCCACUUCUCGUGUCUCUUUCUCUCUGUGGAGCAGGAUUGACGUGGGAAUUGGGUGGAAGUUUUGCUUCUGUGCUUUCUUUGAAUUGUGCAUUAACUGCAACUAAAUGAAUAUGGAGCAUCACUAAAAGCACAAGUGACAUGCCUGGGAAAUGAAGUCCCUCUGAGCUGACCAUUAGCAGGGAAUAUAAAAAGAAAGGAGUAAUAUGAUCAUCUUCAUAGCUACAAGAAUUCAAGUGGUGUUGAUGCUGAUAGGAGAAAUCGUAACAUAUUUCCCUCACCUUGGUGCAUAGCUAUUCCUUCAUCGUUUGGCCUCCAGUGAUAGGCAAUUCAAAUAAAGCAUGGUGCAUUAAUUGAUAAUGAUCCAGGGGAGAAUGAAAACAGCCACCUAACAUGCAAUAUCCCAGCACUAACCAGGCUCUUAGCCCGAGUGAGGGCCUGAUAGAUACUUCCAGUUUGUGUAGGGGAAUUCCUUCAAGUACUAUCAGAUUACUUUGUGAUUGUUAUUAGAUUAAAAGCUAUGGGAUGAAAGCAGCUGUUCCCUUCUUUCUGCAUUCUGGCUAUCUCUGUGUGUCAGUAUAUCACAUGAUUUGUGUCUUCUGAACUGAAGUGUUGCUGAAAUUGCUCUGCAUCGACAUCAAUUUAUGUAAACCUGCCAAGUCUUUUUUAGUGAAAUAUUUGAUCAGCUCUGGCUUUUCAACACAAACCUCCCAGAGCCGUCCACAGUGGAGAAAAAGGUGGGGAAGGGGAAUCUCCCUUUCCAUUCUUUAAGCCCUGCGAGGGGGCAUCUCCUGUGAACCUGCAAUAGUUUUCCAGGGGUUAUUCUCUCAAAAGGAGCGUUCCCCCACUAAAUUUUGACAAAGUUGGAGGGUUUCCCUUUGAGCUCCUCAGACUUUUAUGGUUCUCAGACUUCUGAAGGCAUUGCUGGGGCUCCUCUCCAAACCUGAGCAAAUAGUGGUUGGAGGUUUGAAACUGCAAUAGCAUUUUUGGCCAGGGGUGGGGAGGGGGAGAGGAAGAGCUCUUGUUGAGAGCGAUCCAAAGGUCACCUCUGAAUGCAGCCACAAGCCUAUCACUUCCUGCCCCAGAAAUCUCUAGUUCUCCCUACUCGGCCCCUUCAUCCCACAGCAGCAGGUCACAGCACUCAAAAAUCUCUCUUUGUUUAUUCCUGGCACACAGAACUGUAGGCUAUGGUGGAUCAUUGGAUGCUUUUUUGCCCAUUUUGUGAGUCCUGCACAAAAUUAAGUUGAGAAUUAAUGGGACCCUGGAAUUAGGAAGAGGCUGUCCAAAUUACAUGAGAAGAUGGGCUUUUUGGUGAAGCCCUUUCCUCACAAGUCUUCUCUAGCUGAGGGCUUUCUGGUAGAGUGGAACACAUCAUAUGCAAUGAAAACUGGGGACUCCAAUGUAAAGGAGAACCGCUUCAAACCCACAAGGCCCCCUUUUCAAGUUAAACUGGGAAAACAGUGGAGAUCACCCUGACAGCUUCAGUGGGGUUAAGGAUGAGGGGAUAGAACUUAAAGGGUGGUCAGAAACUGUGUGAAGAAGUUAUGGCUUGCAGAAAUAAACCCUUAUUCAUUACUCUUUAGCAUUAAGCCUUCCUGGUGUUUUCCUUUGUCUAUAGAACUCCUUAAAGUCAAAAGAGUCCAGUUGGUUUCUUCCAGCCUUUGACUUCUUGAAUGCUGAAUGAGCCGCCUAUGAUGCAACUGUACCCACAGUUCUCUUAUUAAAUGUCUGACAAAGAGCUUCCUAUUUUCAAAAGCAAUUGCCCAUUUCAGGCUUUGGUGAAGACCGAAGAGGUGUUCCCCAAUCAAAGCCAGUUCAAAAGGCCAUUUACGGUUCUAAAUAGGAUAAGAGAAGUUUGCAGAGAGAAGGCUGCAGCUUUGAAUUCCAUGAGGUAAAGGUAAGAAAAUUUACAGCCUAUGCUUCCUAUCCAUACUUACCUUCCUGUAAUUAAUUAUACAGCCUGAAUCCCCUCAUCCUAAUCUGUCUGGCAACAAGAAUCUAUCUGGUUUCCCCCAGUGAAUCGUUACACUUUCAGUGUGGUAAUUAUGUGAUUCAUUCAGACUUUCCCGAUUGGAGGGGCUUUGACUCUUCAGAGAUUUUUUUUUUUGGUCAUCGAUGGGUCUUAACAGAAAAGCAGGAUACUACUAAUGCUUAGAGCUAGAAAUUGGCAAAUGAGGAUGUCACUAAGCAGGCACAACACCUUUCUAGAACAACAGUUUAUAGAAACUACAAAGAGUGACUCCAUGAUUCAAAAUGUAUCUUAAAAAAAUUGUGGCACCAAUCUAAAAUAAUAAAAAUAGAAAGGGCCCUUUCCCUUGUGUAAUGAAUUACACCUGGGCAAAGUGAGCACAAUGACUUCACCAGAUACAAGCCAGCAGAGAAUCAUGGCCAGCAACUCUAUUGUUUUAGAGCCAAGAGUAGUUAAGCAGAGUGCAAAACAUUCUUCAAAACAAAGGCUAAGAUCUCUGUCUCAGAGUGAUGUUCUCUUCUACCACCACCAAGUAAAGGGAAAACCAUAGUGGCCUGCCCUGUCCUUGCUGCAACUUCCUAGGAGAGGGAUCCAGUCAGAAGUGUUUGAACAUAGGAACCGGGGAUGGGGAGGAAAGGAGGAUGGUUUAUGUUGCUGCAAAUAAAAUAAAACCCUCCCAAUCCCUGUAGUUGUGGUAUUAAAAAUGUAAACGGGAAUGAACAUUAAAAUAACGAAUUACAGGCUGAAUAUUGCACUCAAUGAAUUUCUAAUUAUGUACAUAAAACCUUACCUUAUCUGAUGUCUUCUCAUGGGUUCUUUCCUUUUCCUUUUCUCUUUUGGUUUUUUUUUAAUUUGUAUAUUGAUUUUGUAAGCUAGCUGUGUGUUAUCUUUUUGAUAUUUUUCAAACUUGUAUGAAAGCCAUAUAUACACAUUAGAGGAUGAAAGCAUUAAUCCUGUAACAUUCCUUAAUGAUUCCCUUAACUUGGCAGGAUCGUGGGAGGUCCUAGAGAAUGUAUAUGUUUACUGAUUGUAUCAACAUAAUUUACUUGCUCUUAGUGGAGAUGAAGAUGUUAAAUAAACUAAUACACAGAG
Molecule: messenger RNA, 7162 nt
Organism: Chrysemys picta bellii (western painted turtle)
Lineage: Eukaryota; Metazoa; Chordata; Testudines; Emydidae
Gene: PTN
Product: pleiotrophin
Cellular component (GO): extracellular region
Molecular function (GO): growth factor activity
Source: RefSeq, a predicted model, not a curated record